Messenger RNA from Lactuca saligna, 489 nucleotides. The record is from the annotation of a GenBank genome assembly. NCBI's taxonomy places the organism in Eukaryota, Viridiplantae, Streptophyta, Magnoliopsida, Asterales, Asteraceae.
AUGACCGGGAAAUGGAUUCAAUACCAGCUGACUGAGGAAAACAAGAAACGUUUCCAUCCCAUUACCCUUGUCCUAACACAACGCCUCAUUUCUCUUGCAACCAACAAGAAUCCUCCAAAAAGCACCGAUCGAAGUUCCUCUUCGUCUCAUCAGAUAAAGAUCAUUGCAUUCUUUUUAUUGGGUUGUUUAUUGAAAAUGCUUGGGAUUACAACUGUGUGUAGCAGGGUCAAUGGGGCCUGGAACAAUAUUGCAAAUAUCGAAAAGGAACUAGUCAAAAUGGGCAUCCCUACCACCGAUGUCAUAAAAAAACAUGAGGUGUCAAACGGAAACUCUUGGACCUGCACCCUCACGGAAGAUGGGAGUUACCAGGUGCGUGCACUUAGACAUGUGCUUGAAGUAAACAAUAGUAUAGAUGAAAGAAAACUCUGGUGGAUUAAAGAAGUACCAAUCAAAGUGACAUGCUUUGUGUGGAGGGCAAAGUUAGGAUGA